Molecule: messenger RNA, 11955 nt
Organism: Micropterus dolomieu (smallmouth bass)
Lineage: Eukaryota; Metazoa; Chordata; Actinopteri; Centrarchiformes; Centrarchidae
Exons: 2
Coding region: 57-11339 (3760 amino acids)
Source: RefSeq, a predicted model, not a curated record
GAAGUUGUGAAGAUGCAGUCAAAUUCUCAAAUGAGGUUUUUGAAUUUCCUGUUGCCAUGCCAAAAAUAAAUGUGGCAAAUCAGAGUGUGGGCAAUGUCAACUAUGAACUCAGCAGCAUCCUGAGAAUGAAGGAAUGUGAUGUUGCUCGCGUGUGUUGUCCUGAUUCACAUUCUGAAACUAAAGCUCAUUCACAGAAGAGUGUGGAUCUUUAUCCCCUCUGCAAGGAAAUAGGUCUGAAGCUACAUGUAAACAGUCGACCAAACAAAAAACUUGAUAUCAACAAACUGACCAAUGGAGCAAUGACUGAAGUAACAAACUUUACAGAAAAGUUGUGUGGGACAUUUGAGGAGAUUUGUCUGGACGUCCUCGGACACAACUUGGAUCUUGAUUUGCGAAGUGGAAAUUCUGAAGUUGCCAGAAAUGUUCUUGCACGAAUCCCUACUUUAAUGGAGCAAAGGCAUUUAACAACCUGUGUUAAACCCUACAAGAAUUCAAAGGGCACAAGAAAAACAUUCACAACAGUGGCAAAACUGGAUAGCCAGAACAACACAAAUAUAGAUGCAUGUGGUGCUGUCUCUUCCCAGGCUGCAAUCAUUGACCAGAAUGUUGGCAGUUCUUCUGACACUGAACACCAAAAUGAGCUCAGUUUAAAGAUGUGGAAAUUACGGGCCAAUUGUAUUCACCAUAUCCUUUCAAUACCUCAUGAAGAACAUUGCCCACUUUAUUCAUACGCCGGAUGCAAGAAAGCAGGCAUUGAUUUCAAUGUAGGGUCUGGAGUCAAACAAAAUCUUGAUCCCAAAUUACUGACCAAUGGUGUCAUGGUUGAAAUUAGCGCUUUUGCCACAGCAUUGCAAUCAGCCACAAAGUAUUUUAUCACAGAAAUACUGGAAUAUAAUUUUAAUCUUAAUUUGACAAAUGAGCUGGAUCACAAUGCCUUUGCAGAGCAGACUAUGAGAAAAAUUAGAGCAGAAAAUGCAAAAAAGGGCAGGGUAAAACGACGAAUAAAACAGCCUUUUGAACUUCCCAACGUGACGUGCGUACAACAACCAUCUACAUUUUGCCCCAAAUGCUAUCAGUACAGAAAUCAUAAGCUUCAACAAGAUGAACCUGACUUUGUUCGCAUGCAUCGUCCUCGUCCACAUACCAUGACUGACGCAGUCUCUGCUGAUGCAAACUGCACAACACAACAGUCUGCAAAGGAUCCGUCCUCUACCUUCUCAACAAUAGAGGAGAUAAUAAUGGACGGUUACCCUCACUGCAGGGAAAUAGGUUUGAAACUGUGUGUGGACAAAGACCAACCAAAAGAUAAACUGGACAAGCAUGCGUUGACAUGUGGGAUUAUGAGUGAAGUGGUUAGUUUUGCCAAAAAAUUGCAUGCAACAAGACAUAAAAUCAUUAAUGAUGUCCUUGAACACAACUUCAACAUUACCCUGCAGAGCCGAUACUUAGCUGCUUCACAGCUAUUUAGCAGAGUGAUGCCUCUAAAUGAUGCUUGGUUCAGUGAAGUUUUUGUUAUUACGCCAGUUUCUCACAAACAACUGGGACAUGUAGGUAAACUGAAAAGGGCAGCUGCCACACAGAGAAGUGAAAUUAAUGAAGCUAUCAAAAAAAGAAAACUUGCACUGCAGACAAAGGAGGAAAGAGCAACACUGCCAAGUCGUAAUUUAAGUGUCGUAAGAUCAAAGACAAAUCGUCGGAGUAGAGGAAACCCUUAUCCCGUUUGUAAAAAGUUAGGUUUAGAUUUAGACCUGACGUCAAAAUCAGCAGAGAAAGAAAAACUGGACUUGAAGCUAUUGACCAGAGCUGUAGCAAUGGAGAUACAUAACUUUGCAAGUAAGAAAGGAGGACACUCUUUCCCAUGCACUGUGUUUGACAUCCUAAACUAUAACUUUGAUCUUAGCUCACAGCGUUACACGUGCAAGGAAUUUUCAAUAGCUGCUGCAUCCAAAAUCAGUAACAUGGCAAAGCGAUAUCAUAAAAAACUAGACGGACCAGAUGAGGUCUUCAAGUUACCAUUUGUGUUUCGUCCUAAAGCUUCACAAAGAUUUGAAGAAAAGAUACAAAAUCAGAAAAGUGCAAAUUCUUCCCUGGAUAUUGAUAGCAAAUUAGAAUCAAGUUGUGUGGUUAUUUGUGCACCUCUUCUGACCUCCACUAAUGUCUCUUCUGGUUCACCAACUGUAAACUCAAAUGUGAACCCACUAUUUGUAAGUCAACCUGGUAAUAGAGACCUUUUUGGAGGUGAAGAGCAAUCACAGACUCCAAGAAAUGCACCAAAUGACUGUGACAUGGAACAAGAGGAACUGGGAACACAUACCAGCUACACUUGUCCUUUGGGAGAAUCUGAUCUAGACUCAGACGAAGUCUCAGAUUCAGAAAACGCUGGCAAACAGGAAAAUUUACAAAACUCCAGAAGUUGUCCUCUGAGCUCUGACAUCCCAAGAGAAUCAGCAUCAAGUUGUCUGGGUUUUUGUGCACUUCCUCCCACCACCAUUUUACCAACUGUCAACCCAAAUGUGAACCUACCAUUUGCAAGUCAGUCUGAGAAAAGAGGGGUAUCUGGAGGUGAAGAGCAAACACAGACUCCAAGAAAUGCACCAAACGACUGUGACAUGGAACAAGAGGAACUGGGAACAGAGAACAUGUGGAAGUUACGUGCAAACCGUGUUAAACAAAUCCUCUCUGGACUCGACAAACAGUUUGGUUCAUUUAACAGGUCCAAGAAAGUCGGCAUUGAAUUCAAUGUUGGAUUUGGCCCAAAGCAAAACAUCAGUGUGGACUCUUUGACUUAUCCUGUUCUGCUUGAACUUGCUAAAUUUGCCUUAGCAGUUAAUGCAUCUCAGCAGGACUUCAUCAUGGAAAUUCUGGAGUACAACUUUGACUUUGGCCUGCAGAGUCAACACCAGAGGAAUAUCUUCACAUGUGAAUUGAUGAAAAGAGUAAGACAGCUGAGAAGUUGUGAAGAUGCAGUCAAAUUCUCAAAUGAGGUUUUUGAACUUCAUGGUCACAUGCCAACAAUAAAUGUGGCAAUUCCGAGCGUGGGCAAUGUCAAAGAUGAACUCAGCGGCACAUCAGAAAUGGAGGAAUGUGAUGUUGCUCGCGUGUGUUGUCCUGAUUUACAUUCUGAAACUAAAGCUCAUUCACAGAAGAGUGUGGAUCUUUAUCCCCUCUGCAAGGAAAUAGGUCUGAAGCUACAUGUAAACAGUCGACCAAACAAAAAACUGGUGAUCAACAAACUGACCAAUGGAGCAAUGACUGAAGUGACAAACUUUACAGAAAAGUUGUGUGGGACAUUUGAGGAGAUUUGUUUGGAUGUCCUCGGACACAACUUGGAUCUUGAUUUGCAAAGUGGAGAUUCUGAACUUGCUAGAAAUAUUCUCGCAAAAAUUUCUUCAUUAGUGGAGCAAAGGAAUCUAUCAACCUGUGUAAACGCCUGCAAGAAGAUAAAGGGCACAAUGGCCAUACUUGAUUGCCCUAGCAACCCAAAUGUAGAUGCAUGUGGUGCUGUCUCUUCCCAGGCUGCAAUCAUUUACCAAAAUGUAGGCAGUUCUUCUGACAUUGAACACCAACAUGAGCUCAAUUCAAAGAUGUGGAAAUUACGGGCCAAUUGUAUUCACCAUAUCCUCUCAAUACCUCAUGAAGAACAUUGCCCACUUUAUUCAUACGCCAGAUGCAAGAAAGCAGGCAUUGAUUUCAAUGUAGGGUCUGGAGUCAAACAAAAUCUUGAUCCCAAAUUACUGACCAAUGGCAUCAUGGUUGAACUUGACGCUUUUGCCACAGCACUGCAAUCAUCCACAAAGUAUUUUAUCACAGAGAUACUGGAAUAUAAUUUUAAUCUUAAUUUGAACAAUGAGCUGGAUCGCAGUGCCUUUGCAGAGCAGACUAUGAGAAAAAUUAAUGCAGCAAAUGCACAUAAAAGAAAAGGCUAUGUUAAUCGACGGAUGAAACUGCCUUUUGAACUUCCCAACGUGACAUGCGUACAAGAACCAUCUACAUUUUGCCCCAAAUGCUAUCAGUACAGAAAUCAUGAGCUUCGUCAAGAUCAAUCUGACCCUGGUCACAUCCAUCGUCCACAUACCAUGACUGACACAGUCUCCGCUGAUGCAAACUGCACAGCACAACAGUCUGCAAAGGAUCCGUCCUCUACCUUCUCAACAAUAGAGGAGACAAUAAUGGACGGUUACCCUCACUGCAGGGAAAUAGGUUUGAAACUGUGUGUGGACAAAGACCAACCAAAAGAUAAACUGGACAAGCGUGUGUUGACACGUGGGAUAAUAAGUGAAGUGGUAAGUUUUGCCAAACAAUUGCAUGCAACAAGACGUAAAAUAAUUUGUGAUGUCCUUGAACACAACUUCAACAUUAGCAUGAAGAGGCGAUACUUAUGUCAUUCACAGCUAUUUUGCAGACCGAGGCCUCUAAAUGAUGCUUGGUUUGGUGAGGUUUUUGUUAUUCCACCAGUUUCUCGCAAACAUCCUGGACAUGUACGUAAACUGAAAAGGGCAGCUGCGACACAGAGAAGUGAAAUGAAGGAAACUAUCAAAAAAAGAAAAUUGGCACUGCAGACUAAGACGGAAAGAGUCACAGACCAAAGUCACAAUAUGAGGAAUGUAAAAACAAAGACUAAUCAUCGGCGUAGAGAAAACCAUUAUCCUAUUUGCACGGAGAUAGGUUUGGAUCUAGAUGUGACAUCAAAGUUAACAGAGAAAAACAAACUGGACUUGAAGCUUUUGACCAGAGCUGUAAUGAUGGAGAUACACAAAUUUGCAAUUAAGAAACUGGGACACUCUUUCCCACACACUGUGUUUGACAUCCUUGACUAUAACUUCGAUCUUAGCUCACAAUAUUACAGGCGCUGGGAAUUUUCCAUAGCUACUGCAUCCAAAGUCAGUAACAUGGUAAAGAGGUAUUGCAGAAAACUAGACAGAGCAGAUGAAGUCUUCAAAUUACCAUUUGUGUUCAAUCACAAGGCUUCACAGAGAUUUUUCAAAAAUAUACAAAAUCAGAAAAGUGCAAACUCUAUCCUGGACAUUACCUCCACUGACGUCUCAUUUGGUUCACCAACUGUAAACUCAAAUGUGAACCCACUAUUUACAAGUCACCCCGAUAAUACAGCGCUUUGUGGAGAUGAAGAGCAAACACAGACUAGAAGAAAUUUACCAAAAGUAUGUGACAUGGAACAAGAGGAAAUGGGAUCAGAGAACAGCUACACUUGUCCUUUGGGAGAAUCUGAUCUAGACUCAGACGAACUCUCAGAUUCAGAAAACGCUGGCAGUCAGGAUCAUUUACAAAACCCAAAAGGUUUUUCUCUGAGCUCUGACAUCCCUAGAGAAUCAGCACCAAGUUGUCUGAGUUUUUGUGCACUUCCCCCCACCACCACUGACGUCUCAUCCACUUUACCAACUGUUAACCCAAAUGUGAACCCACCAUUUGUAAGUCAGUCUGACGAAAGAGGGGUAUCUGGAGGUGAAGAGCAAACAGAGACUCCAAGAAAUGCACCAAACGACUGUGACAUGGAACAAGAGGAACUGGGAACAGAGAACAUGUGGAAGUUGCGUGCAAACCGUGUUAAACAAAUCCUCUCUGGACUCAACAGACAGUUCGGUCCAUUUAACAAGUCCAAGAAAGUCGGCAUUGAAUUCAAUGUUGGAUUUGGCCCAAAGCAAAACAUCAGUGUGGACUCUUUGACUAAUUCGGUUCUGCUUGAACUUGCUAAAUUUGCCUUAGCAGUUAAUGCAUCUCAGCAGGACUUCAUCAUGGAGAUUCUGGAGUACAACUUUGACUUUGGCCUGCAGAGUCAACACCAGAGGAAUAUUUUCACAUGUGAAUUGAUGAAACGAGUAAGACAGCUGAGAAGUUGUGAAGAUGCAGUCAAAUUCUCAAAUGAGGUUUUUGAACUUCAUGGUCACAUGCCAACAAUAAAUGUGGCAAUUCCGAGCGUGGGCAAUGUCAAAGAUGAACUCAGCGGCACAUCAGAAAUGGAGGAAUGUGAUGUUGCUCCUGUGUGUCGUCUUGAUUUACAUUCUGAAACUAAAGCUCAUUCACAGAAGAGUGUGGAUCUUCAUCCCUUCUGCAAGGAAAUAGGUCUGAAGCUACAUGUAAACAGUCGACCAAACAAAAAACUUGAUAUCAACAAACUGACCAAUGGAGCAAUGACUGAAGUAACAAACUUUACAGAAAAGUUGUGUGGGACAUUUGAGGAGAUUUGUCUGGACAUCCUCAGACACAACUUGGAUCUUGAUUUGCAAAGUGGAGAUUCUGAACUUGCUAGAAAUAUUCUUGCUCGAAUCCCUACUUUAAUGGAGCAAAGGAAUUUAUCAGCCUGUGUUAAACCCUACAAGAAUAUAAAGGGCACAAGAAAAACAUUCACAACAGUGGCAAAACUGGAUAGCCAGAACGACACAAAUAUAGAUGCAUGUGGUGCUGUCUCCUCCCAGGCCGCAAUCAUUGACCAGAAUGUUGGCAGUUCUCCUGACGCUGAACACCAAAAUGAGCUCAAUUUAACAAUGUGGAGACUGCGGGCCAGUCACAUCCAGCAAAUCCUCUCAAUACCUCAUGAAGAACAUUGCCCACUUUAUUCAUACGGCAGAUGCAAGAAAGCAGGUAUUGAUUUCAAUGUAGGGUCUGGAGUCAAACAAAAUCUUGAUCCCAAAUUACUGACCAAUGGCAUCAUGGUUGAAAUUAACGCUUUUGCCACAGCAUUGCAAUCAUCCACAAAGUAUUUUAUCACAGAGAUACUGGAGUAUAAUUUUGAUCUUAAUUUGAACAAUGAGUUGGAUCGCAGUGCUUUUACAGAGAAAACGAUGACUAAAAUUAGAGCAGUGAAUGCACAUAAAAGAAACAGUGUUUCUCGAAUGAAAAGACCAUUUGAACUCCCGGACACAAGGUGCAUACAAGACCUUACUUGUGACACAACUACAUUAUGCCCGAAAUGCUAUCAAGACAGAAAUCACAAGGUUCGUGAGGAUGAAUCUGACCCCGGUCACAUGCAUCAUCCUUGUCCACAUACCAUGACUGACACAGUCUCCGCUGAUGCAAACUGCUCAGCACAAAAGCCUGCAAAAGAUCGAUCGUCAUCCUUCUCAACAAUCAAGGAGAUGAUUAUGGACAGUUAUGCUCUCUGCAAGAAAAUUGGCUUGAAUGUGUGUGUGGACAAAGACCAACCAAAAGAUAAACUUGACCCACAUGUAUUGACAAACGCAAUUGUGAAUGAAGUGGUUCAUUUUGCCAAAACAUUAAGUGGAACAAAAAAUAAAAUUCUUAAUGAUGUCCUUGAACACAACUUCAACAUUAGCAUGAAGAGCCGAAACAUAACUCUGUCACAGCUAUUUAGCAGAGCGAUGCCACUAAAUGAUGCCUGGUUCAGUGACGUUUUUGUUAUUCCACCAGUUUUUCACAAACAACCUGGACUAGUACAUAAACUGAAAAGGGCAGCUGCCACACAGAGAAGUGAAAUGAAGGAAACUAUUAAAAAAAGAAAGCUGGCACUGCAGACUAAGGAGGAAAGAGUCACGCUGCAAAUGCAUAACAUGAGGAAUGUAAAAACAAACACAAAUCAUCGGCGUAGAGAAAACCAUUAUCCUAUUUGCACGGAGAUAGGUUUGGAUCUAGAUGUGACAUCAAAGUUAACAGAGAAAAACAAACUGGACUUGAAGCUUUUGACCAGAGCUGUAAUGAUGGAGAUACACAAAUUUGCAAUUAAGAAACUGGGACACUCUUUCCCACACACUGUGUUUGACAUCCUUGACUAUAACUUCGAUCUUAGCUCACAAUAUUACAGGCGCUGGGAAUUUUCCAUAGCUACUGCAUCCAAAGUCAAUAACAUGGUAAGGAGUUAUUGCAGAAAACUAGACAGAGCAGAUGAAGUCUUCAAAUUACCAUUUGUGUUCAGUCACAGGGCUUCACAGAGAUUUGUAGAAAAGAUUGGGCAUUGUGCAUCUGAAGAGCAAAUACUGACAAGAAAUGCACCAAAAGUAUGUGACAUGGAACAAGAGGAAAUGGGAUCAGAGAACAGCUACACUUGUCCUUUGGGAGAAUCUGAUCUAGACUCAGACGAGCUCUCAGAUUCAGAAAACGCUGGCAGUCAGGAUCAUCUACAAAACCCAAAAGGUUUUUCUCUGAGCUCUGACAUCCCUAGAGAAUCAGCACCAAGUUGUCUGAGUUUUUGUGCACUUCCCCCCACCACCACUGACGUCUCAUCCACUUUACCAACUGUUAACCCAAAUGUGAACCCACCAUUUGUAAGUCAGUCUGACGAAAGAGGGGUAUCUGGAGGUGAAGAGCAAACAGAGACUCCAAGAAAUGCACCAAACGACUGUGACAUGGAACAAGAGGAACUGGGAACAGAGAACAUGUGGAAGUUGCGUGCAAACCGUGUUAAACAAAUCCUCUCUGGACUCAACAGACAGUUCGGUCCAUUUUACAGGUCCAAGAAAGUCGGCAUUGAAUUCAAUGUUGGAUUUGGCCCAAAGCAAAACAUCAGUGUGGACUCUUUGACUUAUCCUGUUCUGCUUGAACUUGCUGAAUUUGCCUUAGCAGUUAAUGCAUCUCAGCAGGACUUCAUCAUGGAGAUUCUGGAGUACAACUUUGACUUUGGCCUGCAGAGUCAACACCAGAGGAACAUCUUCACAUGUGAAUUGAUGAAACGAGUAAGACAGCUGAGAAGUUGUGAAGAUGCAGUCAAAUUCUCAAAUGAGGUUUUUGAACUUCAUGGUCACAUGCCAACAAUAAAUGUGGCAAUUCCGAGCGUGGGCAAUGUCAAAGAUGAACUCAGCGGCACAUCAGAAAUGGAGGAAUGUGAUGUUGCUCGCGUGUGUUGUCCUGAUUCACAUUCUGAAACUAAAGCUCAUUCACAGAAGAGUGUGGAUCUUUAUCCCCUCUGCAAGGAAAUAGGUCUGAAGCUACAUGUAAACAGUCGACCAAACAAAAAACUGGUGAUCAACAAACUGACCAAUGGAGCAAUGACUGAAGUGACAAACUUUACAGAAAAGUUGUGUGGGACAUUUGAGGAGAUUUGUUUGGAUGUCCUCAGACACAACUUGGAUCCUGAUUUGCAAAGUGGAGAUUCUGAAGUUGCCAGAAAUAUUCUCACACAAAUCCCUACUGUAAUGGAGCAAAGGAAUUUAUCAGCCUGUGUAAAAUCCUACAAGAAAAUAAAGGGCACAAGAAAACAACCCUCAACAAUGGCCAUACUUGAUUGCCCUAGCAACCCAAAUGUAGAUGCAUGUGGGGCUGUCUCCUCCCAGGCUGCAAUCAUUGACCAAAAUGUAGGCAGUUCUCCUGACACUGAACACGAACAUGAGCUCAGUUUAAAGAUGUGGAAACUGCGGGCCAAUCGUAUUCUGCAAAUUCUUUCAGUACAUGAAGAACAUUGCCCGCUAUAUUCGUACUCCAGAAGCAAGAAAGCAGGCAUUGAUUUCAAUGUAGGGUCUGGAGUCAAACAAAAUCUUGAUCCCAAAUUACUGACCAAUGGCAUCAUGGUUGAAAUUAACGCUUUUGCCACAGCACUGCAAUCAGCCACAAAGUAUUUUAUCACAGAGAUACUGGAGUAUAAUUUUAAUCUUAAUUUGACAAAUGAGUUGGAUCGCAAUGCCUUUGCACAGCAAACCUUGGAUAAAAUUAGAUCAGUGAAUGCACAGAAAAGAUUCAGCAUUCCUCGACUGAAAAGGCUUUUUGAACUCCCUGACACGAGGUGCAUACAGGAACCUACUUAUGACAAAACUACAUUUUGCCCCAAAUGCUUUCAAGACAGAAAUCUUGACUUUCGUGAGGAUGAAUCUGAUCCCAGUCACACACAUCAUCUUCGUCCACAUACCAUGACUGACACAGUCUCUGCUGAUGCAAACUGCACAGCACAAAACCCUGCAAAGGAUCCGUCCUCUACCUUCUCAACAAUUGAGGAGACGAUAAUGGCCGGUUACCCUCGCUGCAAGGAAAUAGGUUUGAACCUUUGCGUGGACAAAGACCAACCAAAAGAUAAACUUGACACGCAUGUAUUGACACGUGGGAUGAUGAAUGAAGUGGUUCGGUUUGCCAAACAAUUGUGUGGAACAAAAAGCAAGGUCAUUAAUGCAGUCGUUGAACACAACUUCCACAUUGGCAUUCAGAGCAAGGACGUAGACCCUGCACGGCUGUUCCACAGAGCAAAGGCACGAAAGGAUGGUGGACUCGCCUGGUUCGAUGAAGUUUUUGUUAUUCAACCAGUGUCUCACAGACAACCUGGACAUGUGUGUAAAGCGAAUGACACAGCUGCCAUGCAGAAAAGUGAAAUGAUGGAAACGAUCAAACAAAGAAAGUUGGCACUGCAAACAAAAGAGGAAAAAGCCACGCUGCCAAUUCAUAAAAUAAGUGACGUAAAACCAAAGAGAACUCUAAGUAAAGGCAACUGCUAUCCCAUUUGCAUGGAGAUUGGUUUGGAUCUAGAUGUGACAUCAACAUCAGCAGAGAAAGACAAACUGGACUUGAACCUAUUGACCAGAGCUGUAAUGAUGGAGAUAUAUAAAUUUGCAACUCAGAAAGUAGGACACUAUCUGCCACGCACUAUUUAUGACAUCCUUGACUAUAACUUCGAUCUUAGCUCACAACAUUACAGGUGCUGGGAGUUUUCCAUAGCAACUGCAUCCAAAGUUCAAAACAUGGUCAAGCAAUAUCGUAAAACACGAGACAGAGCAGACGAGCUCUUCAAAUUGCCAUUUGUGUUUGCUCCCAAGUCUUCACAAAGGUUUGUUGAGAAGAGACAAAAUAAAGCACAGAAAAAAUAUUCCUGCGAAGAGACGGACCAACCGACCAAGGGAACAACAGAUCCUGGCAUGAUGAUGCAGAUGCAUGGGAAUCUAGUAGGUUAUGGUUUUCCUCUUAAGGGAAGCACACACGUUAAAGAGGAGUACAAUCCACAUUAUGGCGAUAUGCAACCAGAACUGGACACUGAGGAAAUAUACAAUCUACAUUAUGAUGAUUUCAUAACAGAGUUAAACACUGAGGACGUCGAGUAUUUAGUCCCAGGUGAACCUACAGGAUCUCUUCCAUAUGCUUUUUUAACCAUGUGUCCGAACACUGUAAGUGACAUGAAAACAGAACCAGUAAAUGACGGUGUCAAGUAUUACAACCUGGCUGAACCACAAGGAUCUGAAGGAUAUCCUAUGCUAGCUGUAUGUCCAAACAGUGACAUAAAAACCGAAUUUGAGGGUGUUAAAUAUUUAGUCCCCGUUGAAGCAGCAGCAUCCCAAGAAUACUUAUUGGUAACCAUAGGUCAGAGCAAUGAAGAGCAAGAACAUAUGCCAGCUGACCUACACCAUGAUGCAGUUGUGUCAUACGCAGAAAGUGAAGUGGGCUUCAAACCGGAAUGAACACCUUAAUGAUCUUAAGUGUAGUUUACACCAGAGGCAGGCAGCAGAUGCUAUUAGCUGCCUUCAUUAGUAUUUUCUUUUGGGAGAGAAUAAAGUUUAUGACAUAUUUCACCACUGCAGGAAUGUAUACUUUAAAAAGCUCACCAUUAAACUGUUAGUCAAGAUAUGGAGCUGUGUGUUCGAAGCCCAAACAGAUGGACAGAUGUGACUAACAUGUUUCAAUGCAAAGUGCUGUUGAUAUGAUUCUUUCAAGCUUUGUUUAUGUGUUUCCUUUUCUUAUGUGGUCAGCUUUUCAACAGUCAUUUUCUUGUUUUGUUUUUUUGGGAACUGUACUGUGUGGAUAGUAGAUUAUUGUAUUAUAGUCAUCGAAGACAUUCUAGUUUUUUAAAGUUGUUUUUUGUUAUUUUAAUGUUUUCUUUAUUUUUCAAAAGGAAAAAACGCCUAAUUACAAUGAAAAUAACCUGUGAUGUAAAUAGGUAAAGAUGAGUUUGUGUCAAAUUGUUUUGAAAUCAAAACUUCUGUGUGUUCUGCUCAAAUACUAACUGUUACCUUAUAUGAUAUGCUUGCUUACUUGAUUAUUUGCCUGGUGUGGUGCCAAUAAAUCUCACUGACCUUU